AUGGGCGACACUGAUUGCCAGAAACGCUAUGGAUUGGCAUGGGGUCUGCAGCUCACAGAUCCUGAUCAAUACCCCUACACUCACACGCCAGAUGAAACAAGUUUUGGAUGCACAGAUGUCGGCCGACGGUCCGUGUCAUCUACCCACAGCCAUAACCUGAGGCGUUCCUUUCUAGGAAUUCGAGAGAAGCCCAUUGGCAGUCGCAGUCAGGAGGCCCGCCCCCCAGGGCAGCGGCGUGCUUGGAGUGGCUAUUCGUCGCGCCCAUCGGGCGCGGCCCCGCCCCGGACCCGGGAGGCUAGGUUGGCUGCCCCGGCGAGCGGCAGAGCCCUUCUGGACAGCUCCCGCUCACCCAAACAGAAGACGUCGGCGCCGGAGCGGGCUCGGACAUGGCGAGGCAGCGCGCCGGCCCGAGCGGUGGGGCCCGCGGCGGCGGCGGCAGCGUCGCGCUCGGCCAUGGUCACUAGCAUGGCCUCGAUCCUGGACGGCGGCGACUACCGGCCGGAGCUCUCCAUACCGCUCCAUCAUGCCAUGAGCAUGUCUUGCGACUCGUCCCCGCCCGGCAUGGGCAUGAGCAACACCUACACCACGCUGACGCCGCUCCAGCCGCUGCCGCCCAUCUCCACCGUGUCGGACAAGUUCCACCACCCGCACCCGCACCACCACCCGCACCACCACCACCACCACCACCACCAGCGCCUGUCGGGCAACGUCAGCGGCAGCUUCACCCUCAUGCGCGACGAGCGCGGGCUCCCGGCCAUGAACAACCUCUACAGCCCCUACAAGGAGAUGCCCGGCAUGAGCCAGAGCCUGUCCCCGCUGGCCGCCACGCCGCUGGGCAACGGGCUGGGCGGCCUCCACAACGCUCAGCAGAGCCUGCCCAACUACGGGCCACCGGGCCACGACAAAAUGCUCAGCCCCAACUUCGACGCGCACCACACUGCCAUGCUGACCCGCGGUGAGCAGCACCUGUCCCGCGGCCUGGGCACCCCGCCUGCGGCCAUGAUGUCGCACCUCAACGGCCUGCACCACCCCGGCCAUGCUCAGUCCCACGGGCCGGUGCUGGCGCCCAGCCGCGAGCGGCCACCCUCGUCCUCGUCUGGCUCGCAGGUGGCCACAUCGGGCCAGCUGGAGGAGAUCAACACCAAAGAGGUGGCCCAGCGCAUCACCGCCGAGCUGAAGCGCUACAGCAUCCCACAAGCGAUCUUCGCGCAGAGGGUGCUCUGCCGGUCUCAGGGGACUCUCUCCGACCUGCUCCGGAACCCAAAACCGUGGAGUAAACUCAAAUCCGGCAGGGAGACCUUUCGCAGGAUGUGGAAGUGGCUGCAGGAGCCCGAGUUCCAGCGCAUGUCCGCCUUACGCCUGGCAGCGUGCAAACGCAAAGAGCAAGAACCAAACAAAGACAGGAACAAUUCCCAGAAGAAAUCGCGCCUGGUGUUCACUGACCUCCAACGCAGAACACUCUUUGCCAUCUUCAAGGAGAACAAACGCCCGUCCAAAGAGAUGCAGAUCACCAUUUCCCAGCAGCUGGGCCUGGAGCUGACCACCGUCAGCAACUUCUUCAUGAAUGCGCGGCGCCGCAGCCUGGAGAAGUGGCAGGAUGAUCUGAGCACAGGGGGCUCCUCGUCCACCUCCAGCACUUGUACCAAAGCGUGAGGGACGGACUCUCGGCUGGGCGCAGGUCACCUCCCCAUGAGGACAGCCAACACCGGAAGAAAACA
Messenger RNA from Suricata suricatta (meerkat), 1718 nucleotides. RefSeq names its product one cut homeobox 2 (gene ONECUT2). Gene Ontology annotation, molecular function: RNA polymerase II cis-regulatory region sequence-specific DNA binding; DNA-binding transcription factor activity, RNA polymerase II-specific. The record is from RefSeq and is a predicted model, not a curated record. Gene Ontology annotation, cellular component: nucleus. The transcript is spliced from 5 exons. NCBI's taxonomy places the organism in Eukaryota, Metazoa, Chordata, Mammalia, Carnivora, Herpestidae. Gene Ontology annotation, biological process: regulation of transcription by RNA polymerase II. Bases 1 to 1653 code for a protein of 550 amino acids.